AUGAGGACUCGGAGAUGGGAUCUGCUGGCACGAAGUUGGCAUCAUACUUUCCGUCCUCUGGGUUUGCGAGCUAAGAUGCCCAUCUUGGGUAUGCCUAGAAAAUCACACGUCCCAAAAGCAAUGCACCAACCGCCCUUGUCGUUGAGUGCGUUGGUCCAUGCGUCAGAGCUCGAAUUUUGCUCGGGAGAAUCACCUUCACAUACUUUCGAGGUCACGUUAGAGGACUCGUCUUACACGCCUGAGAAAUUCGCACUCUAUGAGAAAUAUCAAAACGACAUUCACAAUGACACCAAGAACUCUCCUAAGGGCUUCAAGCGGUUUCUUGUUGACUCGCCUCUUAUUAGUGAACCUAUUCCUUAUCUCAAACCACCACCAAAGCAUCUGCCUUUGAAUUACGGGUCUUACCACCAGCUUUACAAGAUUGACGGAGAACUUGUUGCAAUGGCGGUGCUCGACAUUCUUCCGAGUUGUGUAUCAAGUGUCUAUUUCAUGUAUGAUAAAUCAUGGGAAAGGUUUUCACUCGGAAAGCUCAGCGCCCUACGGGAGGUCUCUUUAGCUAGGGAGAUUAAUGAGUUGGGAAUUCAUGAAAUGCAAUCAUUAUACAUGGGAUUCUACAUAUAUUCCUGUCAGAAGAUGCGGUACAAGGGAGAGUACUCACCUUCAUACCUGGCUGAUCCAGAAACAUAUGAAUGGUUCCAUCUUGAGGAGUGUGUCCAACUUCUGCAAAAUUUUAGAUAUGCCUGUUUCUCAAAACCGGAACAUUGUAUUGAUAGCGAAGCUUCGGAUUCACCUCCAGAGGACCAGGAGCUCGACAUUAAGGAAUUGACGGAUGUUCACGUUCUCAUUCGCCCAGCCGACGGAGAUUUGAUAGCUACCCCCAUCUCUGAAACUUCAUACUGGCAAUAUAAGCAAGUGCGGCGUGAGUUUAGUUCUUGCAUUCGGGGACUUGGAAUGAGGUUGACGAGGGCAGUUGCCUUUGCGGUGUGA
Laccaria bicolor S238N-H82 is the source of this 987-nucleotide messenger RNA. RefSeq lists its product as uncharacterized. The record is from RefSeq and is a predicted model, not a curated record. Gene Ontology annotation, biological process: protein arginylation. NCBI's taxonomy places the organism in Eukaryota, Fungi, Basidiomycota, Agaricomycetes, Agaricales, Hydnangiaceae. The transcript is spliced from 8 exons. Gene Ontology annotation, cellular component: cytoplasm. The coding region runs from base 1 to 987 and encodes 328 amino acids. Gene Ontology annotation, molecular function: arginyl-tRNA--protein transferase activity.